Priapulus caudatus is the source of this 2147-nucleotide messenger RNA. RefSeq lists its product as uncharacterized. The transcript has 8 exons. Gene Ontology annotation, cellular component: cytosol. The coding region runs from base 143 to 1432 and encodes 429 amino acids. Gene Ontology annotation, molecular function: UDP-glucose 4-epimerase activity. The record is from RefSeq and is a predicted model, not a curated record. Lineage: Eukaryota; Metazoa; Priapulida; Priapulimorpha; Priapulimorphida; Priapulidae. Gene Ontology annotation, biological process: beta-D-galactose catabolic process via UDP-galactose, Leloir pathway.
GUGCCACGUAGAAAUACUCUUCAUUCAUUAGUUCUUCUCUGUCAGUAGCUGAUCAGUUUACUAGUGUCACGUUCGAUUUAUUAACAGAAGGACCAGCGAAUGAUGGGGUCAGUGCUUUAAAGUGGUAAGGUUGAAGUUAUCCAUGCAGUCGCGUUUUGUUGAGUCCGUACGUCGUCAGGAUCGACCGUGUUCCGUGGAAUACCUGAGACUCCUCCUCUUCGCGCUCUUACUCAUGAGCCAGAAGGCAGCAUCGUCCGCGGACGCCGCGAAGCCGCCACAGAACGUUCUUGUGUUUGGCGGCAACGGUCUGAUGGGAAGCGCCACCGUCACUGCGCUGCGGCGAUAUGCGCCGGACGCCAAUAUCUUCAUCGUCAAUCGCGGGAACUGGUACUGGGACACGUCCGAGAUCGUUAAACCGUACGUGACGCACGUACGCUGCGACAGACAAUCGCUGGUCGAUUGCGCCGCUAUGCGGAAACACGAGAACGUCUUGUUCGACUUGGUGGUCGACUUCAGCGGCUACCGUCCGUCGUUUAUUCGUAGCGCCACACAGUUGUUGAAGGGACGCGUUGGUCUUUAUGUCUACAUGAGCACGGACUCGGUGUACGAGGUGUCCAUAGAUAAAACACACGACGGACUCAGCGUGGAAACGGAUGCAAUACGACCGGAGGCGGCAGAAGAACGGCGCAGAUUGAAUGAGGCAGAUAGCUACGGUCAUGAGAAAUUCCAAGGUGAAGAGGAACUGGCAGCACAGGUGAAUAAGUACGGUGGAUUCCCUUACGUUGUCCUGCGACUGCCAGACGUCAUAGGUCCGAGGGACAACACAGGUCGCUUCUGGCCCUAUCAGAUGUGGAUCAAGUAUCAGCAGUUCCUGGAGACCCCCAUCACACUGCCGUCGGAUAUCGCCGGUCAGCCGAUGAGUCUAGUGUUCUCCGAGGAUGUCGCACGUGCAGUCAUCGACUCGUGGCAGGCGGGGAAGAAGGUUCACAACCAGGCGAUCAACCUCGGUUUUGACGAGGACACGUCGCUCAUGAAUUUCCUGCAGCGAAUUCAGCGCCAUCUAGGAGUGAAAGAUGGCGACGCUUCGUACGAGCUCGUUCCUUCCUGCGUUCAUUUGUUUCCGUCCGUCACAAGGGGCCCCGUUGACAUCAGCAAGGCAAAGAAUCUGAUUGGCUGGCAGCCAACAUCGUUAGACGAUGCAAUCAGUAAAACCGUGCAAUUCUACAACGCAGCGGAGACGAGGUUUGCAAGCGAGCGGGACGACGUAUUCGAAGAUCUUUCGCGCUGGGUGAUACGCGACAAGGGGCGGAGGAAACGAGCGAUGGCCACCUUCGUGCAACUCUUCGAAGAGCCGCAAACAGGCAAGCGUGACUCUGAACCAGCCGAUGGAAGCAGCGGUGGGACAAAAAGACAGAAGACUGAGGAGCUGUAAUGCACACACGUGGCGCCAUCUAUGUUCGCUAACGGAAUAAAAUGCACUAUGGGGGAUGGAUGAAGAGAAAUGCACGAGGGAUGAGAAUGGUAGAGUUCCAAGAUGAAAUUUUUAUACUCAUAGAAUUGUAUUUUUACUCAUAACGCCAAAGGAGAUUAUAUAAUGCACGUUUUUACACACAUUGUAUUUGCAGAGAAUCACUGUCUAAGAUGGCCUAAUAAUCCUCAUUGAAAAGCUUUGUAAGGCAGUAUAAAGAUUAUCUAUAGUCAAAUUCUUCUGCUGCUCACCAAUGUUAUACAUGACAAUCAUUACAGUUUUGGGGGUCGGUUGUGCCGUGUAGUGUGAACAUUUUCUAUAUCAGUAACAGAGUUACUAAAUGGUUAUUCAGCUUUUGUAUCCAGUAUAUUUUAUAACAGCAAUCGUAAAUGAUUAUAAUUUGUGGGCAGUGCGAUUACAUGAAUUCCAUGUAUAAGCCCUAAGGGUAACACGUUGAUGAAAAUGUUGUUUUGUGUCAAAUCUGACGGACUGCAGACCAGUACGUUACUUUGGCGUGGCUCUGGUGACUAGUUAAGGGUUUUGGCACAAUACAGCAAACUUGCCUUAGACGAUUUAUGUUUUUUCAGCAAGACCUAUGUUAAUCAUAUCUCAGUUGGAAAUUUUUUAUACGAGAGAGCAUUUAUUAAAUAAAUCUAUGGUAUACAAGAUGAAAAAAAGA